Diachasma alloeum is the source of this 5590-nucleotide messenger RNA. RefSeq names its product bifunctional glutamate/proline--tRNA ligase (gene GluProRS). Gene Ontology annotation, biological process: glutamyl-tRNA aminoacylation; translation; prolyl-tRNA aminoacylation. Lineage: Eukaryota; Metazoa; Arthropoda; Insecta; Hymenoptera; Braconidae. The transcript is spliced from 9 exons. The record is from RefSeq and is a predicted model, not a curated record. Gene Ontology annotation, cellular component: aminoacyl-tRNA synthetase multienzyme complex; cytoplasm. The coding region runs from base 117 to 5471 and encodes 1784 amino acids. Gene Ontology annotation, molecular function: proline-tRNA ligase activity; ATP binding; glutamate-tRNA ligase activity.
UCACAAACUUCCAGAGGCCGACGCCGGGCACAUGGUGACACCCUAACCUCUGCAAUUCCAUAUUUUCUCACAUAAAAAAACAGAAAAACCUCAUUGGAAGGUUGAAAGCUGUGAAAAUGAGUAUGAAACUCAUUGCGAAUGCUGAGGACCUCCCCCUGGGAGCCCUGAUUGCAUCAGAAGUCAUCAGUUUGAAGGGGAAAGGGGAAAUUGAUGUGGAGUUGUCGAAAGAGUUGAAAGCACCAGCCAAUGCUCAAUUGUUGGUUAGUGGGAAGAUCCUCUGCGAGAGUAGCACUGACGUCAGUCGGUUCCUAGCCAGGACUGUUGAUACUGAUCUUUAUGGUGGUGACAACAACAUUGACAGGACCCAAGUAGACAGCUGGAUCUCCUUCUCCCUAGGUCGCCUCUCCUCCAGAAAAUCCAGGGAGUCUUCCCUAGACUACCUCGACAAGGCCCUGGUGACAAAAACCUGGCUUGUAUCGAAGCACCUCACCCUCGCUGACAUCUUCGUCUUUUCCACCCUGAGGACCCAGUCCUACACCCCUGCCUCCUCUCCGACCCACUGCAACGUCAACCGUUGGUUCAACGAGAUGUCCUCCCUACCAUCAGUUCAGAAGUACUCCUCCCUCCUCAAGACAGCCCCUUCAAAACCCAUCAAGACUCCCUCAAACGAGACUCCCCCACCAGAAGGAAGAAAACAGGAAGGCAAGUUCAUCGAACUCCCAGGGGCUGAGGAGGGAAAAGUCGUCGUGCGUUUUCCACCAGAAGCUAGUGGCUUCCUCCACAUUGGACAUGCCAAGGCAGCCCUUCUGAACGCCCACUAUGCGGAGGCCUUCAAAGGACAGUUGAUCAUGAGAUUCGACGACACGAAUCCAGCUAAAGAAACCGUGGAAUUCGAGCAAGCCAUUCUGGAGGAUCUGCAGCUGCUCGAGAUCAAACCGGACAGGUUUACCCACUCCUCUGACUACUUCGAGCUGAUGCUGAAGUACUGCGAGCAGUUGAUCAAGGAGGGGAAGGCCUUUGUCGAUGAUACCCCUGCCGAAACUAUGAAAGAAGAGCGGGAGAAGAGAUUGCCUUCGACAAAUCGUGAUAAUUCAGUGGAGAAUAAUCUGGAGCUGUGGGGAGAGAUGCAGAAGGGGUCCAAGAGGGGCCAGGAGUGCUGUGUCAGAGCUAAAAUCGAUUACGAAUCCACCAAUGGGUGCAUGAGAGAUCCCACGAUCUAUCGCUGCAAGCCUGAACCCCAUCCAAGGACUGGGACCAAGUACAAGGUCUAUCCGACUUAUGAUUUCGCUUGUCCCAUUGUGGAUGCAGUGGAGAAUGUCACGCAUACGUUGAGGACGACUGAGUAUCAUGACAGAGAUGAUCAGUUCUUCUGGUUCAUCGAGGCUUUGGGGUUGAGGAGGCCUCAUAUCUGGGCAUAUUCCAGGCUCAAUAUGACGAACACUGUUUUGUCCAAGAGGAAGCUGACGUGGUUUGUCGAUAAGGGACUUGUUGAUGGCUGGGAUGAUCCCAGAUUCCCCACGGUUAGGGGCAUUCUCAGGAGGGGUAUGACGGUGGAGGGACUGAAGCAGUUCAUCAUUGCUCAGGGGAGCUCAAGGUCGGUGGUGUUCAUGGAGUGGGACAAGAUCUGGAGUAUCAAUAAGAAAGUUGUGGAUCCUGUGGCGAUCAGAUAUACUGGAUUGAACGAGAAUGAACUGAUCCCAGUUCAUGUUAGUGGAGCCACUGAAGGCGUUUCAACCGUUCAGAACCAUCCAAAAGACCCAUCAAAAGGCACAAAACAAAUAAAAACAGGUCCAUUGGUUCUGAUCGAGAGGACCGAUGCUGAGACUCUCAAAGAGGGACAGAAUGCCACUUUCAUCAACUGGGGAAAUCUCAUGAUUCAGAGCAUCAAGAAAGAGAACGGGGUCAUUACCUCAGUCAACGCCAAACUUAAUAUUGACAAUAAAGAUUAUAAGAAUACUGUGAAGCUCACGUGGCUGGCUGCCAAGAAUGGACCUAAGGAGGUCUCCACUGAUGAGUUGCUUAACUGUUAUGCUGUGUACUUCGAUCAUAUUAUCAGUAAAGCCGUCCUAGGGAAGGACGACGAUUUCAAGGAUUUCGUGGCCAAGGAUACGAGAAAAGAAGUGAAACUCGUUGGUGAACCCGAGUUGAAACGUGUGAAAAAGGGUGAAAUAAUUCAGCUCCAACGAAAGGGUUUCUUCCGUUGUGACGUUCCCUACGAGCCAACCACAGGUUUCUCCUGUCGUGAGCAACCCCUCAUCCUCUUCCACAUCCCCGAUGGACACGCCACCUCCACCACAUCAGCAUCAACUCCUCAAGCAACGAAGAAAACUGCUGUCGGAGGUUCAAGCAAAAAGAAGGACCUUGGGGAGAUAAUACAGAGCAUCGAAGCACAAGGAAAUAAAAUCCGCGAUCUGAAAACAGCUAAAUCAGACAAGAGUGUGAUUGACCCUGAAGUUCAGAAACUACUGGCCCUCAAAGCUGAGUAUAAACAAGUUUCUGGGAGUGAUUGGAAGCCUGGGGUGACAGCCCCAGCGUCAUCAUCUGCCCCAGCGCCUUCCAAGGACCUUGGAGAGAUAAUAAAGCGCAUCGAAGCACAAGGAAAUAAAAUCCGCGAUCUGAAAACAGCUAAAUCAGACAAGAGUGUGAUUGACCCUGAAGUUCAGAAACUACUGGCCCUCAAAGCUGAGUAUAAACAAGUUUCUGGGAGUGAUUGGAAGCCUGGGGUGACAGCCCCAGCGUCAUCAUCUGCCCCAGCGCCUUCCAAGGACCUUGGAGAGAUAAUAAAGCGCAUCGAAGCACAAGGAAAUAAAAUCCGCGAUCUAAAAACAGCUAAAUCAGACAAGAGUGCGAUUGACCCUGAAGUUCAGAAACUACUGGCCCUCAAAGCUGAGUAUAAACAAGUUUCUGGGAGUGAUUGGAAGCCUGGGGUGACAGCCCCAGCGUCAUCAUCUGCCCCAGCAUCGUCCAAGGAUCUUGCAGGGUUGAUAAAGCGCAUCGAAGUUCAGGAAAAUAGAAUCAUUUUCCUGAAAACAGCCACAACCGAUAAGACUAUAAUUGACCCUGAGGUUGAGAAACUAGUGGCCUUCAAAGCUGAGUAUAAACGAAUUGUUGGGAAGGCUUGGGAGUUUGGGGUGAGAGCCCCAGUACGAUCCAAUACUGCCCCAUCCUCAAAGGACCUUCUGACCCUCUACAACAAAGUAACAGAGCAAGGAGAUAAAAUAAGGACUUUGAAAGACGCUAAAAUUGACAAGAAAAUACUAGACGAAGAGGUGAAGCUCUUCCUAGCCAUGAAGAAGGACUACAAAGAGGCUUCUGGAAAGGAGUGGAAGCCCAACGAGGCCCCCCAAUCCUCAAACGAUUCUGAAGAUCUUUCCAGGAAGAUCAAAGAACAGGCAGAUAAAAUCGAGGAGCAGAUCAAGUUGCUCUCGUCCCUGAAGUCUCAGUUCAAGUCAGCAACUGGUAAAGAAUGGUCCUCAUCAUCUCCAUCAUCUUCGCAAAAUUCAGCUGAGGAAAUCAGCAAGAGAAUCCAGGAGCAAGGAGACAAAGUGAGAAAACUUAAAUCCGAAAAAUCAGAGAAGAAAGCUGUUGACGAGGCAGUUCAGCUUCUCCUCUCCCUCAAAUCAGAAUACAAGAGUCAGACAGGUCAAGAAUGGAAGGCACCAGACUCAAAACCAGUGAAACAGGAUGACAAAAAAUCUUCAAAUAAAGCUGACGAGUUAUCUCGACGAAUUGCUGAGCAAGGGGAUAAAGUUCGUCAGUUAAAGUCGAGUAAAGCUGAGAAAGAGGUGAUCGACGAGGAAGUGAAGAGUCUCCUCAAGCUGAAGGCCGAGUACAAGACAGCAACCGGAGAUGACUGGAAACCACCUGUUGACGCCAGCAAGAAGGCCCCGAAGUCUUCAGAGAAGCCCAAGAAGGACAAACCUAAAGAGGAUAAGAAGGAGCCCUCGAAGACAGGAACUCGACUAGGUCUUGAAGCUAAAAAACUCGAGAACCUUCCAGACUGGUUCUCCCAGGUUAUCACAAAAGGCGAGAUGAUCGAGUACUCCGACAUCUCAGGGUGCUACAUCCUCCGUCCCUGGAGCUUCUCCAUCUGGGAGGCAAUCAGGGACUUCUUCGAUGGGGAAAUAAAAAAGCUCGGGGUGGAGAACAGUGCAUUCCCCAUGUUCGUAUCGAAAGCAGCUCUGGAACGUGAGAAGAACCACAUCGCUGAUUUUGCUCCUGAGGUGGCGUGGGUUACGAAAAGUGGAGACUCUGAGCUCGCUGAGCCCAUCGCCAUCAGGCCAACAUCAGAGACCGUCAUGUACCCAUUCUACGCAAAAUGGCUCAAGUCUCACAGGGAUCUUCCCCUGAAGUUGAAUCAGUGGAACAGCGUCGUCAGGUGGGAGUUCAAGCAUCCCCAGCCCUUCCUGAGGACACGUGAGUUCCUCUGGCAGGAGGGGCAUUCAGCUUUCCUCACGAAGGCUGAGGCUGACGAGGAGGUGCUGACAAUCCUCGAUCUUUAUACCAGGAUUUAUGAGGACUUUCUUGCUAUUCCUGUUGUUCGAGGGAGGAAGACUGAGAAGGAGAAGUUCGCGGGUGGAGAUUAUACCACGACUGUUGAGGCUUACAUAUCAGCUAGUGGGAGGGCCAUCCAGGGGGCAACCAGUCAUCAUCUGGGGCAGAACUUCUCGAAGAUGUUUGAGAUAUUGGUUGAGGGAGCGGAGGAGGGCAGCGAGAAGACCUUUGUUUAUCAGAAUUCUUGGGGACUCACCACGAGGACCAUUGGGGUGAUGGUCAUGGUCCAUGGGGAUGACAAAGGGCUGGUGCUGCCUCCCAGGGUGGCGAAGGUGCAGGGGGUCAUUGUGCCCUGUGGCAUCACUGCGACGACCAGUGGAGAGGAGAGAGAGAGGCUCAUGCAGGAGUGCAGGAAGCUCGAGGAGGAGCUAGGGGAGGGUGGGGAGUUGAAGGUCAGGGGGGAUUAUAGGGAUAAUUAUAGUCCGGGGUGGAAGUUCAAUCAUUGGGAGCUGAAGGGAGUGCCGGUGAGGAUUGAGGUGGGCUUCAAGGACCUCGAGAGGGGGGAGGUGACACUUGUGAGGAGAGACACCUCGGAGAAGGUCACCGCCAAGAGGAACCAGGCGAAGGAGGCAAUCAAGGGGUUGCUGGAGGAGAUUCACAGGAAUAUGCUUGCCAAGGCUACUUCCGAGCUCCAAAGCCACCUCAGACAAACAAAUGAUUGGAAUGAGUUUUGCAAACUACUGGAUCAGAAGAACCUGUUGCUCUCACCAUUCUGUGGAGACAUGAACUGUGAGGAUCAGAUUAAAGCUGACAGCACAAGGAGUGAUGACGAAGAGCCUGGUGCUCCGUCAAUGGGAGCAAAGAGUCUCUGUAUCCCCUUCGAUCAGCCUAAAGUGUCCCUGGAUUCUCUGAAAUGUGUUCAUCCGAAAUGUUCGAAGAAACCCAAGUUCUACACUCUGUUUGGAAGGAGUUAUUGAGCGAGAGAGAACUGAAGAGGACUUUUUUCUUUGAAAAUUAUGAUAUAAGUAAUGUGAAUUAUUAGAUUGAAUGGAAUUUAUACCAGUAAAGUUGAUUAUAUUCCAUGUUUUUAUUUGUA